CACAGCAGGCUCCCGGACCCAUGUCAAGCAGCAGCGCCUGUCCGCCCAACAGCCAAUCCACUUUCGGUGCAACUGUCUUGGCCUUUCAGGGUUGCAAAUGAGUUGAGACUAUCCAUACGAAGUACCUUAUAAACCCUUAACUCACCAAGCGCUUGUCCGCCUACCUAAAUCUUUUGUCGAUUUAACAAUCAUCUCGAUAGUACUGGUUGCAAAUAUGGCUGCGAUUGGUUCUCUCAUCUUCUGCACCGAUUGCGGUAAUCUUCUGCCUCCGUCCAAGGGCAGCGAGAAAAACAUACUCCAAUGCGACUGUUGCGGGGCAGAAAACAGAGACCAACCCUGGAGGACUGUGACAACAAGAACCAAACCAUCUGAUUUCCCGUCGGCAUUGCGGCAAAAGCUAUCCAUCGUUCAAACUGUUGAACGUCAUAAGGUGCAGACGGAACGAAUCGACGCGAACACCGACUGCCCCAAGUGUGGGAAGCGCGGGGUGCGGUACUCCGAGGUUCAACAACGCAGUGCCGACGAAGGUUCAACCAUCAUAUACAACUGCGAUUGCGGUGAAAGGUGGACCAUGAACAACUAGGAUCUCGAGCCAGAUCAGCAGGACGAAUCGAGCGAUCCAGCAUAUUACCCUGGUCAGGGCCCAAGAAUUCACAGAAGUCUAAUACCACCCAAAACCCAAACGCCGACAAUGACGGACCAACUCAAGCCGUGCCAGUAACCUCCGGAAUCAACGCAUACUCGGUCUCAUUGCUCUUCUCAUACUCAGCCAUAUCAAGUGCCACG
This is a messenger RNA of Canariomyces notabilis, 786 nucleotides long. RefSeq lists its product as uncharacterized. Gene Ontology annotation, biological process: termination of RNA polymerase I transcription; DNA-templated transcription. The transcript is spliced from 4 exons. The coding region runs from base 215 to 583 and encodes 122 amino acids. The record is from RefSeq and is a predicted model, not a curated record. Gene Ontology annotation, molecular function: zinc ion binding; nucleic acid binding. Gene Ontology annotation, cellular component: RNA polymerase I complex. Lineage: Eukaryota; Fungi; Ascomycota; Sordariomycetes; Sordariales; Chaetomiaceae.